Molecule: messenger RNA, 1165 nt
Organism: Scatophagus argus
Lineage: Eukaryota; Metazoa; Chordata; Actinopteri; Scatophagidae
Product: transmembrane protein 82-like
Exons: 3
Coding region: 518-1165 (215 amino acids)
Source: RefSeq, a predicted model, not a curated record
UCAGCCUAAUCACGUUUUUGAGAGGAUUUUCAGCCUCUUCAAUCAGGAAAUGAUUAAAGUGACAAAAAACACUCAAAUCACAUUUGACCUUUGGAGCUGAAGCGUGGAACACACUCAGAGCUGAUCAGCAAGAGGAAAUAUAAGCAGCCUGACAGUUUUCAAGGAAUUCAAGAUUCACUGACUUGUAACUUCUGAUCAGGCUCUUGGAUUGAAGUAACAUGAGUGAGAGAUCACACUGUUGUUGAGACAAGGAAAACAUAAAAAAAAAUGUUUUUCCCCUUCUCCUGGAUCCUGGGAGGUUCUGAGUGGAUUUCUUUUUAUUCAAACCCAACAGACUUUGUUUGUAGUUUGUUUCAAGGUGAGUUGAUGUUAUGUAUGUACAUUUUUAAUAAAAUACAAAAAUACUUAGUGUGUAAAGUAGUUUAUUUAACUUAACAUUCUUGUUUUUUGGUUUUGGUGUUGUUUAUGUUUUAAAGGUUUGGUGGGAGCCUGUGGAAUAUCAGUGCUGUGCAACUUGAUGAGAGUUUACUACUUCAUUCAAACACACAGUGACUCCGAUACUGAGGGCAAACCGAGGUCAUCCUCACCUGGCAAUCCUCUGCGAGGCAGCUGGGGAACGGCUCUCCAGUUCUGGUCCGUGGUGACCCUCCUGUCUCUGGUGGGCUCGAGAGUUUCCUCUCUGAUAGUGCUGGAGUUUUCUCUCAGAGCUGUUUCUGCCUGGGCUUCAGCAGGACUGGAUGCUAAUGGAAGAGACCUGGACCUGCUCUUUGUCCAGUGCCAGUUCUCCCUGGGUUGUGGCCUCACCUGUACUCUGGUCUUCCUCCAUCAGGGGGCUCCACACAGCUUCCUCAGCUUGUUGCUGGCAGCUGCGCUCAGCUGGGCACUGGCAAGCGUCAGCCACAGUCUGUGGAGCCAUGUGGCCAGACUUUACCCGCUACAUAGCACAGAUCGUUACUGUGGGAAAUGCAUCACCCUGCUGACCUCUGGACACACCAUACUGGCUUCACUGCAAAGAGCGACUGUCUUGGUCUUUGCUCUAGCAACUGUGGCUUCCACUGCUACCGUUUAUGACCACUUCCUGUCCCAGAAAGAUGCUCUAAAGUUUUGGACUCCACUGACACUCUGCUACGCUAUGCUGGUGGUCUAUAUUCAAGGUGAUUAUUAG